AUGUCAUGGCAUCCCCAGUACCGGAGCUCCAAGUUCCGCCACGUCUUCGGCAAACCAGCCAGCAAGGAGAACUGCUACGACUCGGUGCCCAUCACCCACAGUGUCCACGACAAUCACUUCUGUGCUGUGAACCCCCGUUUCAUUGCAGUCGUGACUGAGCGCUCCUGUGGGGGGGCCUUCUUCGUCAUUCCCUUGAACCAGACGGGAAAGUUGGACCCCCACUACCCAAGGGUCUGCGGGCACAAAGGGAACGUCUUAGACAUCAAGUGGAAUCCUUUUAAUGAUUUUGAGAUCGCCUCCUGUUCUGAAGAUACCACAAUUAAGAUCUGGGACAUCCCCAAGCAGCUGCUGACAAGGAACCUCACAGCCUGCAAGAAGGAGCUGAUGGGCCACACCCGCAGGGUGGGCCUGGUGGAGUGGCACCCCACGGCCGCCAACAUCCUUUUCAGCUCUGGCUACGACUUCAAGGUGAUGGUCUGGAACCUGGACACAAAGGAGUCUGUAAUCAUGAGCCCCGUGCGGACAAUUACCUGCCACCAAGGCACGAUCCUCUCCAUGUCCUUCAACACCAACGGCAGCCUGCUGGCCACCACCUGUAAAGACCGCAAGAUUCGGAUUCUCGACCCCCGGGCAGGGGCCGUCCUCCAGGAAGCCAACUGCACGGAGCACCGGGCCAACAAAGUGCUGUUUCUGGGGCACCUGAAUAAGCUGCUGUCCACAGGCACAUCCCGAUGGAACAACCGGCAGUUGGCCGUGUGGGACCAGGACAACCUCUCCAAGCCUCUCUCAGAGGUGGACCUGGAUGGCUCCUCGGGCGUGCUGUUUCCCUUCUAUGAUGUGGACACCAACAUGCUCUACGUGGUGGGGAAGGGAGAUGGAAACAUCCGCUACUAUGAGGUGAGCGCCGACAAACCUCACCUGAGCUACCUGACAGAAUACCGCUCCCAUAGCCCACAGAAGGGGAUGGGUGUCAUGCCAAAGAGAGGUCUCGACGUCACCUCCUGCGAGAUCUUCCGCUUCUACAAGCUGAUUACGAGCAAAGGCCUCAUUGAGCCUAUAUCCAUGAUUGUACCCCGGCGGUCGGAGUCUUAUCAGGAGGACAUCUACCCGCCCACGGCAGGCGCCUGGCCGUCCCUGACAGCCCAGGAGUGGCUCCGUGGCAUGAAUAAAGAGCCAGUCAUGGUGUCCCUGAGGCCCUGCUCUGAGCUGCUGAGCCCCGAGCCGCUGCUCCCAGAGAGACCCCCGUCCGUCUCCACGGCCCCCUCCAACCAAACAGAGAAGGUGGUUGUAGAAGAUGGCCGGAGAUCCUUCUCCCUGCCGGAGGAGACGGCGCCCAGGCAGGCAGCAGCAGAACGCAGGCCGGAAGAGAAGACAGCUCGGCUCACAAACGGCUUUGACAUGAUGGAGUGUCCCCCACCAAAGACAGAGAAUGAGCUGCUGCAGAUGUUCUAUCGACAGCAGGAGGAGAUCCGAAGACUCCGGGAGCUGUUGACCCAGCGCGAGGUGCAGGCCAAACAGUUGGAACUGGAGGUCAAAAACUCGCGGAUGGGCUCAGAGAGGUUCUGA
This is a messenger RNA of Odobenus rosmarus divergens (Pacific walrus), 1566 nucleotides long. It is a transcript of the gene CORO2A, whose product is annotated as coronin, actin binding protein, 2A. Gene Ontology annotation, biological process: actin filament organization. Bases 1 to 1566 code for a protein of 521 amino acids. NCBI's taxonomy places the organism in Eukaryota, Metazoa, Chordata, Mammalia, Carnivora, Odobenidae. Gene Ontology annotation, molecular function: actin filament binding. The transcript is spliced from 11 exons. The record is from RefSeq and is a predicted model, not a curated record.